AUGUCAUCUCUUUUUUCCCAUAGGAUAAACAUGGGAAAUGCUGACGAGGCAAUGUUAAUGGCAGAAGACUGUGGGCCUGAUUUGAUUAAUUCUCAGGAACUUAGGAGGCAGUGCAGCAUCAGCAGAAGCAGUUCAGCAUAUUAUCACUGUGAGGAGCAGGAAAGAGCACAUAUGAUAGACCACGAGAGUUUGGAUUAUUUGCCUUCACACAGUAAAGUUUAUAAGAAGUGGCUGCAAGAGAAAACAUACAGAAAAGAGUGGGAUCGAUGGCUGCUGAUGGGCCUAAUUGGAACAGCAGUUGGGAUGCUGGGGUUUUUGGUUCAUCAGAUAAUUGACUCUCUCAUCAAACUGAAAUGGGACCUGGUGGAAAAAUACCUGCAGGAUGGCAACAUCCACAUGACCUGGCUGUGUGUGCUUGCGUCUGGGCUGGCCAUGGUGGUGUUCUCUUCAGGCUCAGUGCUGUUCUUUUGCCCAGCAGGUUCACCAUCCGGCCUGCCAGAAAUCAUUGGGUAUUUGAAUGGCACUUCUAUUCAACAUCUUUUUAACAUUAAGACCUUUUUAGGGACAUUUGUCUCAUGUGUGCUGGCUGUAGCCUCUGGGCUCUUCUGUGGACCAGAAGGUCCCAUGAUCCAUUUGGGUGCUCUCCUGGGUUGUGGCCUGAGCCAGCUGCAGUCAGACACCCUUGGCAUGCACCUCCCGAUCUUCACCAGGUUUCGGAAUUCAGCUGAUAAGCGCAGUUUCAUUACGGCUGGUGCAGGAGCAGGCAUAGCUUCAGUAUUUCGUGCCCCCAUCGGUGGGCUCUUGUUCACAUUUGAAGAAGUGUCUUCAUUCUGGGACAUCAGGCUGGCCUGGCAAACCUUCUUCUGCUGCUUGAUGGCUACCUUCACCACAGAUUUACUGUCCUCUUCUCUCUAUGGGUUCGUUUACAGAGGUCACUUUGGAUUUUUUGAAGCAGAGAAAAGAAUUAUAUUUUGGGUUAAGAACUUGCUGGAUGUGAAUGUCUUGGCCUUCAUUCCGACCGUCCUCCUUGGAAUGCUUGGAGGUCUUCUCGGAGCUCUCUUUGUUUCCCUGAAUAUAAAGAUUAAUAAAUUACGUAUGCAGUUCUUUAAUUCAAUUCCAAAAUUAUCCCUUAGAAAAACAAGCAAGCUGCUGGAAACUGUGCUCAUCCUUGUAUGUACGACAACUGUUACAGUAUACUUACCGUACUUCUUUCCGUGUACUCCAGUCGCAAGUGUGAGAAACAGCUCUGAAAUCAUAAAACUGUUCAAGAGGGAAAUUUCAGAAUAUAGGUGUUCCUCAAGCACAUGGAUUGGUCCAGAUGGAAUCAGAUAUUCUAAUCAAACAUUCAAUCAAGCUGCUGCGCUUCUAGUUGAAAAUGGGAAGCAAGGGAUCACGUAUCUUUUUAAACGUGGGACGCAUGAAGAAUUUGGAUACUCAUCCCUCUGCACUGCUUUGGCAUUUUAUUUCAUCCUCAGCUGUUGGACAGCAGGUUCUGCUGUUGCCAGUGGUGUGGUUAUCCCUAUGCUGUACACAGGAGCUUUAUAUGGCAGGGUAAUAGGUUUGAUCCUUGUUUCCAUUUUUGGUGUUCAAACGAGUGAAUAUGGAGCAUGGAUUGAUCCAGGUCUCUUUGCUGCCAUUGGAGCUGCCUCCUUUUUCAGUGGCGUGUCAAGACUAACCAUCUCCCUCACAGUGAUAAUGGUAGAGAUCACAAAUGAUGUCCAGUCCUUGCUACUGAUAAUGCUGGCUGUCAUGGUGGCCAAGAUGGUUGGUGAUUUGUUCAAUGCAUCCCUGUACAGCUCUCUCCUGAAGCUGAAGUGCAUUCCCUACUUGGAUGUGGAACCUUUUGUUCAUCACAGGAGAAAAUGGUUGAACCUGGAAUUGUUCUCUGCCAGGGAUGUGAUGGAGCCUGGAGUCAAAGUCCUUCACCUGAAGGAAAACGUUGCCUCCUUGGCUCGGCUUCUUGCAAGUACAAGCCAUGGCGGAUUCCCAGUGGUUUGCAGGCUGAAGCCAGAACAUCCAGAGGUGUUCCAGGGAACUAUUAAAAGGUUUGAGCUGUGCAUGUUGCUGGAGAAUGAGCACAUCUUUGAACCAGAGACAAAUGACGAGUCUUUCUCCUCCUCUCAUCUUCUCUCCUAUGAGAAGAUAACAGUAGAGAAGCUGCCCAAUCUGUCGCGCCUAACCACGCUGCUGAAUCGCUACGCUACAGAUCCCCAGUAUCAGCAACUCUUCAUCAAUCUGGAGCCAUACAUAAACAGAUCUGCAAUGUCAGUCCAAGCUCAUUUCUCGCUGCAACGCACCUACAUCAUCUUUCGCACCCUGGGGCUGCGUCACCUCACUGUUGUUGAUUCACAGAACCAAGUGGUUGGGGUAAUCACCAGGAAGGACCUGAUGCCUUUCCCACUGGAGGAGAGGCUCAGGCUCCAGCUGGCACCACAGAGCCCUGAUGCAGGUGAGCAGACCCUGGAUUCAAGGCCAUGGAUGUGUUCUUAGGCUUUGUCACUUCCUUUUCAGCCCAU
Molecule: messenger RNA, 2516 nt
Organism: Melopsittacus undulatus (budgerigar)
Lineage: Eukaryota; Metazoa; Chordata; Aves; Psittaciformes; Psittaculidae
Product: chloride channel protein C-like
Exons: 16
Coding region: 1-2490 (829 amino acids)
Biological process (GO): chloride transport; transmembrane transport
Cellular component (GO): membrane; intracellular membrane-bounded organelle
Molecular function (GO): voltage-gated chloride channel activity
Source: RefSeq, a predicted model, not a curated record